AUUAUGACAAGUUGUAAUAUUUCGCACAUUCAUGCUUUCAUGCCUCAUGGGAGAGAGUUAAGCUUGUAUUUCGAAUUAUUGUGCAACUUGUGACGAUUUAGUUAAGAUAAUACCUAUCAGAUUUAGUUAAGAUAACACUUAUCAAAUAUUUUUGCUUACUGCACUGUCUAGAUGCUAACGAGAAUUGGUUUCUUGGCGACUAAAACAGCUUCGUUUAACACAGCAAGAAAUAUCAGAAGUAUCGCCGGAAUGUCGAAGUUCGAUUUACCGAGUCGUUUGAAAGGCAACGAAGAAUCCGUCUGGGUCGAAUACAUCCAGCUCGCUCUGCAGUACAAGCCGGUGAACUUGGGUCAGGGCUUUCCCGACUAUUACGCACCGGAGAACGUGACCAACGCUCUCGCUGCCAUCGCCAAAAGUGACAAUCCGCUUUUGCAACAGUAUACAAGAGGAUUUGGCCAUCCAAGGUUAGUAAAUGCAGUUGCAAAGUUUUACUCCAAGCUCCUCAAACGUGAUUUGGAUCCAAAUAAGGAAGUGCUGAUCACCACUGGUGCUUAUGAAGCGUUAUAUGCCACUCUGCAAGGUCACACUAAUCCUGGAGAUGAAUGGAUCAUCAUUGAACCCUUCUUUGAUUGUUACGUUCCUAUGGUACAGACCGCGGGAGGAAUUCCCAGAUACAUAGCAUUAAAACCGAAAUCUACAUCAGGAACAAUUACCUCUGCUGAUUGGGUAUUUGAUAGAAAGGAGAUGGAGAGUCUCUUCAAUGAGAAAACUAAAGGCAUUAUUAUCAACACUCCGCACAAUCCUGUAGGAAAAGUGUUUACGCUGGACGAAUUACAAUUUAUUGCUGAUCUCGCGAAAAAGUGGAAUGUGCUUGUUGUUUCCGACGAGGUUUACGAACAUAUUGUUUACGAGCCGUAUAAGCAUAUAAGAAUCUCGACAUUACCUGAUAUGUACGAACGCACAAUCACAAUUGGAUCAGCGGGCAAAACGUUCAGCGUCACAGGAUGGAAAAUAGGUUGGGCGUAUGGACCAGCGAAUUUGUUGUAUAAUCUGCAAGUGGUACAUCAAAAUUCUGUGUAUACCUGCCCCACACCAAUCCAGGAAGCAGUAGCUAUCGGAUUUGAAUUGGAAAUGGAACGCUUGGGGCAACCGGAAUGUUAUUUUCACAGUUUAGCGAUGGAAUUGUUACCGAAGCGCGACUACAUGGCAAAAUUCCUCCGAGAAGUUGGCAUGGUACCGACAAUACCCGAGGGUGGCUAUUUUAUGCUUGCUAACUGGUCUGCACUGGAAAAUAAAGUGAAACUGCAUGAGGAGACUGACAAGAACAAAGACUAUCGGUUUACUAAAUGGAUGACGAAGAACGUCGGUCUUCAAGGUAUUCCUCCUUCGGCGUUUUACGGUCCUGAACAUAAAUCUCUAGGGGAGGACUAUGUGCGGUACUGCUUUAUAAAGAAGGACGAAAAUUUGAAGGCAGCCGCCAAUAUUUUGAAGAAAUGGGCUUCCCAAUAAUUGAGACUAUGUAUGUGUAUAUGUAUAUUCGAAUUGUUAAGUGCCUCGUGCACUGUAUCACUUUUUCGUGCUAUUCAAACACAUUGCAUGGAAAGUUUAUUUGAUACAAUUAGGGAGAAGUUAUAAUUAUUCUGACUUACCGCGGUUUUUAUAUGUAUUUAUCUUUUUAAAUCGACAAAUGAUUUAUAUUUAUAAGUAUCAAGAUAUUUUAAAUUUUUAUACAUUUUGACACGAUAUAUGAUUCAAUUAAGUGAUCUUGCGAUACUAUCAAUUACGAUGAUUGAUUGUAAUGAUCAAUCAGACAAUGUUGCAAAGUUAAAUUACUUUGGAACUCCUUGACAUCUUUUGAAUCAUCUCUAAACUUUUUACAAUACGGCCAUAAAGAAAUGGAAGAACUACGAAGUAAAGAUAUUGGAAAAAAA
This is a messenger RNA of Monomorium pharaonis (pharaoh ant), 1931 nucleotides long. It is a transcript of the gene Kyat, whose product is annotated as kynurenine--oxoglutarate transaminase 3. Gene Ontology annotation, biological process: biosynthetic process. Gene Ontology annotation, cellular component: cytoplasm; mitochondrion. The coding region runs from base 172 to 1509 and encodes 445 amino acids. NCBI's taxonomy places the organism in Eukaryota, Metazoa, Arthropoda, Insecta, Hymenoptera, Formicidae. The transcript has 8 exons. The record is from RefSeq and is a predicted model, not a curated record. Gene Ontology annotation, molecular function: pyridoxal phosphate binding; L-kynurenine:2-oxoglutarate transaminase activity.